AUGCCAACAUUCCUCGAUUCCUCAAUCGACGACAGUGACUGGCCGACGGGAGAUGAUGUACUCUUCAUUAGAUGUUUCAAGGACGGACCACAGUCCGAGAUGCUUGGAGAGAUCAAAGAAAUCACGCGAGGAAAUGAAUUGGUUGGCAACUACUUGAAAAGUCGCCACAAGAAACAGAGCAAGUUGCUCCAGACUUGGGAAGCCACAUAUGUAACGGAACUUGAAGAAGACGAUCUCGUUCUGUUGCCUCGCCGCGCUGUCGCAUACGCUUUUCGGGAGCGCAAAUUCGUUAUGCUCGACGUCGAGGUAGUACACAACGUUCCGGCACCAAAGAAUGUCUUUGGAGACCUCAAGAUCGAUGAUGAGCACAAGCGCAUAGUGAAGUCUUUGGUGAAAGCACACUUCAGGAAGCAAAAUCUGCAGAAGGAUCAACCAAAUGCUGGCUUGAAUCAGGAUUUGAUUCGAGCCAAGGGCUCUGGCUUGUUCAUUCUUCUCCAUGGCGUUCCUGGCGUGGGCAAAACAGCCACGGCUGAGGCCGUUGCUCAAGCCAACAAGAAGCCCCUGUUUGUCAUCACAUGCGGUGAUCUUGGGUUUUCUCCGAAAGAAGUUGAUGAUUCUCUCAGAGAUAUCUUCCGUCUGGCCCAUCUCUGGGAUUGUGUGUUAUUGCUUGACGAGGCCGAUGUCUUCCUGACUAGGCGAGAACAUAACGACUUGCAGCGAAAUGCCCUCGUGUCCGUGUUCCUUCGGGUGCUCGAGUACUAUAGUGGCAUUCUCUUCUUAACCACGAAUCGGGUGGGAAUCCUAGACGAAGCUUUCAAAUCCCGCAUCCACGUCAGCCUGUAUUACCCGCCACUGAGCAAGGAGCAAACCCUAGCAAUCUUCGAGGUCAAUAUCCGAAAGCUUUAUGAUAUCGAAAAGGAGAAGCAAGAGCUUCAAAACGCCAAGGGCCCACAGGCUCCUAAGCGGCUCGAACUGAUAAUUGACGUCGACACCAUCAGGGAUUACGCGGAAUGGCACUAUGACAAUCAUGGGGCUCGCCAGCGCUGGAACGGGAGACAAAUCCGGAACGCUUUUCAGAUUGCCCACUCACUUGCGGACUUUGACCUCCAGAGGACUUCAUUGGAUGAUUGGGAAGACAACGAUGCCGAUAUUGAUGCGUAUGCCGAGAACAAGGGAGCUGACAGUGGGCAGCAGGCCGCAUCCACAUUAGACUUUCGGCAUUUCGAGAUUGUUGCCAAGGUCAUUGAGAAGUUCGAACGUUACCUCUUCCGUGCCAUGCAAGGCUAUACUGACAGUGAUCUCAAUCGAACAAAUAUGACUCGAGACGAUGAUCAUGAUCCUAAUAAGGGGGACCAAGGGCCCUCAUACCAUCCACUAUUCCAGAGGGCUCAACGUCAGGGUAAUCCAUCAAUGGCUCGUCGUCCCCGACAAGAAUUUGCCGGAUAUACAGCUGGUCCGGGGCAACUCCGAGACAGACGCCCGAGCCAACAACCGCGGCCUAGUUACAGGCCUCCACCGGAAUAUCAGCCUCCUGGUGCUCCACAGCAGGAGUCACAAUCACGACCGAAACAGAGACCAGCACCGCAAAGGACAGCACAAACGGAGAAUGAUCGCCUCCGUGCCCGUGGCUCUCCCUCCAAAGUAACCCCACGCUCCAAGCCAGCGCUGGACCGACGAGACGAUUCUGGGUAUUCGGCAUGGAGCACAACGACAGGUGGUCCAAGCCCUGCCGCUUUCUCCAACGAGGAAUAUCCCCUGAAUGAGGAUGAGGAGGUGGAGGGCGGACAUCAGGACUAUGUUGAAGAAGAUGAUCAAUACUAUGUCGACUGA
Messenger RNA from Lachnellula hyalina, 1830 nucleotides. RefSeq lists its product as uncharacterized. The transcript has 4 exons. Bases 1 to 1830 code for a protein of 609 amino acids. The record is from RefSeq and is a predicted model, not a curated record. Gene Ontology annotation, molecular function: ATP hydrolysis activity; ATP binding. NCBI's taxonomy places the organism in Eukaryota, Fungi, Ascomycota, Leotiomycetes, Helotiales, Lachnaceae.